AUGGGGCUGAUCCACAAGCUUAGAGGCUAUCCUCGCCUCAUACUGGCUGGAAAUCCUACACGACUUGAUGUUGGAAUGCUCUUCUGUGGAACAGUGUGCGCAAUAGCAUCCGGUGUUCCGUUCCCAUUGAUUGGGGUUAUCUUCGGUCAACUCCUCAACGACUUUAAUGCAGCGACGUGUGCCGAAACUGAAGAGUCUGGGUCUGCCUCAGGUCUCCAGGGUGGGAUCAAUAGCAAGAUACUUACAAUAUUCUAUCUGGCAAUUGCGCAAUUUGUCCUAAUAGGUGCCCAUCUCUUCUGUUGGAGUACGUACGGCGCUCGGUUGGCGCAAAGACUCAGGGAACGAUAUCUUCAAAACCUCCUUCGACAGGAGCCUUCGUAUUUCGACAAUUUACCUCCAGGAGAAGUCGCCUCCCGAAUAAGCGCGGAUAUCCAGACAAUACGCUCAGGCACAUCUGAGAAGGUGGGAAUAUGUCUCGCGAGUGUAUCCUUCUUUGUAACGGCAUACAUCGUUGCUUUUGUCAAAGACCAUGACCUGGCUGCCAUGUUGAUCUCACUAGUCCCGGCGUACUUCUUGAUGUCCUUUGUUGGAAGCCACUUCAUCGAGAAAUACGCCGGGCUGAUGUCCGAUUACGCCGCCACAGCUGCUUCGAUUGCCUCGGAGGCUCUUUCCAAUAUCACUGUUGUGCAAGCUUUUGGUGCCAACGCCCGCCUGGAAGAGAAGUUCUCUGAUGCUCUUAAAUCGUCAAAACGAGAAGGCUUGAAGAAGGCCCUGGCUAUCGGAAUUCAAUCUGGAGUGCUGUAUUUUGUCGCUUAUUCUGCAAAUGCCUUGGCCUUUUGGCAGGGAAGCAAAAGUAUCGCGGAUUUGGUCAGCCAUAAGUCUGGCGGUGUCACAGUCGGUUCCACAUUCACAGUGAUUUUCAUUCUGGUCGAAGCUACAUUACUCUUGAGUCAGGUUGCGCCGUUUGUUCACCUCUUCAUGGCGGCUGUUGCUUCCUUCGAGAAGCUUCGCGAGGAUAUGGAUCGUGAACCGUUGAUCGAUGGCACUUCAACUGCCGGUCUUACACCAUCCAAAGUGGCGGGGCAUUUUGAACUAAAUAAUGUAUCGUUCACUUAUCCUUCCAGGCCUGAAAUUACCGUCCUCGACCAGGUAAACAUCUCUGUUCCUGCCCUAAAGCAUACAGCCAUUGUCGGUCUUUCAGGUAGUGGCAAGUCUACGGUUGCGAGUCUCGUGACAAGAUUGUUCGACCCAGCCAAAGGAGAGAUCUUACUUGACAACUACAACAUUAAAGAUCUCAAUACCCGCACUAUGAGAAGCUUCAUAAGCCUGGUCCAGCAGGAACCAUCUCUGCUUGAUCGUUCGAUCUUAGAAAACAUUGCGCAUGGCUUGGUUAAUUCCAGUAAAUCCGACCAUUCAGAUUUGAAGUCGACACUUCUUGGCUCCAGCCUUGCAGAUCUUGCAAAUGAAGUGAGAGAGGGCAAAGAUUUAUUAGCUGCAGCGGAGGAACGUGGCCCUCAAGUUGUCAAAAUUGUUGCCUUGGUUCGAAACGCGGCAGUCCUCGCAGAUGCGGAUUCAUUCAUCGAAAAGCUACAAUGUGGAUAUGCUACACUUGUGGGAUCGAGUGGUCGACUCAUUAGUGGUGGUCAAAAACAGAGAGUAGCUCUAGCAAGAGCUCUUGUCAAGGAUCCUGCUGUUCUGAUCCUGGACGAGGCUACCGCGGCUUUAGAUUCACGAAGCGAACAGAGAAUCCAACAUGCUAUUUCCAAGAUUGCGGGCGGCAGGACCAUACUCACCAUUGCACAUCGCUUGUCAACUAUAAAAAGUGCAGACAACAUCAUAGUCAUGCACAAGGGACGAGUUGUGGAGGAGGGAAGCCAUUCGGUCUUGAUGGAGAAAAGUGGCGCUUAUGCCGACCUGGUCAAGCUGCAAACACUGGCAACUACGAACGAUGGGAGUGAAGUCGCCAGCCCCAGAGGCGAUGCUGCCAAACUAGAUGGCACAUCAGUCACUGAUAUUGAUAUCGUCUCUGAAAAGGGUAGUGCAACUGUAUCAAACGACGAUCUUGACGAGGCGGGUGACUUUCGGCUCUCGAGUAAUCUGGAUGCAGAAACCUCUUCCCCUCUGACAGAAGAUGAACCCGAAACCCCAUCCAUAUCCUUCUGGGCGCUACUCACAGGAUACGCGCCGGCAUUGAGGCCACACAUUCUUAUGGUGGCAGCUGCACUUGUCGGUUCUACUAUCGUUGGCGGUGCAUUCUCCGGCGAGGCCGUUAUAUUUGGAAACACCGUAGGUAGCUUGGACAUUUGCAAAAGCCCGUCGAGUAUUCGAUCAAGCGGCAGCUUUUAUGCGCUCAUGUUCUUUGUUCUCGCCAUCAUCGAGCUAUUUGCCAACAUCGUAAGUUGGACUGGGUUCGGAUGGGUCUCGGAGCAAAUUGUCUACUCAGCGCGAGUUUUGUCGUUCCGGUCGCUAUUCGAGCAAGAUCUCCAGUGGCACCAAUCUAACGGGCGAACACCUACUUUACUUCUCUCCUAUAUUACCAGGGAUGGCAGUGCAUUAGCUGGACUUAGUGGCUCCGUCAUUGGCACCCUAUUUUCGAUUACAAUUAACCUCGUCGCGGCAAUCGUCUUGACGCAUAUUAUUGCAUGGAAAAUUGCGCUUGUUUGCCUAGCAUUGGUGCCUCUUCUUCUUGGGGCCGGCCUGAUGGAGCUCCGCGUUCUUGGUAACUUUGAGGAGCGCCACGAGAAUGCGUACAGCAAAUCUGUUGAUAUUGGCACAGAAGCAAUCGCAUCCAUUAAGACAAUCUCGUCGCUGUCUCUUGAACACGAGACGCUCAAUGUUUAUCGGCGAUCACUCAAAGGCCCGCGUCAAGAGACUUUCAAAGUCACUCUGCAAGCAAGCUUUUGGCAAGCCCUUACCUACUUCCUUGGAAACUGCGUGAAUGCAUUGGCUUAUUGGUGGGGAUCAAAACAGAUUCUCGCCGGUACCUAUACGCAAACCCAAUUCCUCAUUGUCGUCUUCUCCCUUCUUGUCAGCGCAAUGCUAUGGAGUCAAAUGUUUGCCCUUGCUCCGGAACUUUCUAGUGGCCGGGCUGCAAUGGCAAGGAUUUUGAGCCUCGUCAAUAUGGGAUCGGCAAAGAUGCAAGGGGGUCUUCAACUUAUGCAGUCAAGCACGGCGCCCUCGGCAGAGAAAGACCUCGAGGCAACAACUGAGGCGAAUAGCUUCCAAUCAAGCUCCAACAUCGCCUCGACCGUACAAUUUCGCAAUGUACAUUUCUCAUAUCCUGCUCGUCCAAAUGUCGAAGUGCUGAGAGGAUUGAGUAUGGAAAUUCCUGCUGGUAGUUUUUGCGCCCUCGUGGGCCCAAGCGGAGCGGGCAAGUCUACAAUAAUUUCACUGGUCGAACGUUUGUACACGCCACAAUCCGGAUCAGUUGUCAUAGAUGGCUUCGAUGUGACAAAGAGCCGUGGUGUAUCUUUCCGCGAUACAAUCGCUUUGGUGCCACAAGAAAAUGUGCUCUUUGAAGGAACUAUCGAGUUCAACAUCGCUCUUGGCGCCAGACCAGGACAAGAGGUCUCGGCAAAGGAGAUUGAAGAGGCGUGCAAACUCGCCAACAUCCAUGAUGUUAUUCAAGAUCUACCCAAUGGUUACCAGACUCUUUGUGGACCUAAUGGUAACCAAUUUUCGGGUGGUCAGAAACAAAGGCUUUCGAUUGCACGGGCUCUCGUUCGUAAACCUAAGCUUCUAAUUCUAGACGAGCCGACGAGUGCGCUUGAUGCUGAAUCAGAAAAGUUAUUGCAGGAUGGUCUCGAGAAGGCAACGAAAGGAAUCACCGUUAUCGCAAUAGCGCAUCGCCUACACACGAUAAGAAAAGCAGAUCGUAUUUUCCUCAUUGAAUCAGGUCAAUGUGUCGACUACGGGCUACAUGACGAACUGUUCAAGAGAUCGCCAACUUAUAGGUUAAAUGUGAUGCACCAAUCUGUUGCCGAGUAA
Trichoderma aggressivum f. europaeum is the source of this 3987-nucleotide messenger RNA. RefSeq lists its product as uncharacterized. Gene Ontology annotation, cellular component: membrane. The record is from RefSeq and is a predicted model, not a curated record. Bases 1 to 3987 code for a protein of 1328 amino acids. Lineage: Eukaryota; Fungi; Ascomycota; Sordariomycetes; Hypocreales; Hypocreaceae. The transcript has 2 exons. Gene Ontology annotation, molecular function: ABC-type transporter activity; ATP binding; ATP hydrolysis activity. Gene Ontology annotation, biological process: transmembrane transport.